This is a messenger RNA of Solanum tuberosum (potato), 1143 nucleotides long. Its product is annotated as fasciclin-like arabinogalactan protein 21. The coding region runs from base 91 to 1143 and encodes 350 amino acids. The transcript has a single exon. The record is from RefSeq and is a predicted model, not a curated record. NCBI's taxonomy places the organism in Eukaryota, Viridiplantae, Streptophyta, Magnoliopsida, Solanales, Solanaceae.
UCCUUUCUCUGCUUUAAAGAACUUCUCUUGUUCGUCUUCACAAAACACAGAAUCACAGAGCACACAGAAGAAAAUCAAUUGCAAGAAAGUAUGGCUAGUUCUGGAUGUAAUGCUCUGUUUUUUGUACUCCUCUCCAUAGUUCUUGCUUACACAGCAAUCCAAUCCACCAUGCAUUCUAAAUCAACCGUCAAUUACUCAAAUUCACCUCACCAAUUCAGCAAACAUGCCCUCACCAUGAACGCUUCUAAAGCUCUUCGAAAUCAAGGAUUCAACAUCAUAGCUACUCUACUUCAAAUCUCCCCUGAAAUUUUCCUAUCUACUCCACAAUCCACCAUUUUUGCAAUUCAAGAUUCCGCCGUUUCCAAGCUCUCUGUUCCUUCUUGGGCAAUGAAGCAGCUCCUUCAGUACCAUAUUUCUCCUUCAAAAAUUCCAUUUCAGGAACUGUUGAAUAAGUCCCGAGAUUGUUGCUUGACGACCCUUUUAUCUCAGAAGAAAAUUGCCAUCACCAGAAUUGAUAAAAAACAGAGCAUCAUCGAGAUCAACAAUGUCUCUGUUUCUCAUCCUGAUGUGUUUCUUGAAGGAAAUCUUUCGAUUCAUGGAGUUAGUGGGGCCUUCUCUGUGUUAGAUUUUCAUGGAAUGGACGAGCACCUCGAUGCUAUUCAAUCACCAAUUUGUGAUGAAAUGCCAAACGAAAGUGCUACCGGUACUAAGAACUUGAUUGAUUGGCCAAGAAUCAUCAAAUUGCUCAACUCCAAUGGAUAUGCCUCCUUUGCAAUUGAAUUGCAUUCUGUUCUUGAUGGGGUUCUUCAUAAUUCUGCAAAUUUAAGCUUUGUAACAAUCUUUGCUCCUCCACAUUUGGGAUUUUUAUCAUCUCCUUCACCGUUACUCGAAAGAAUCGUAAGGCUUCAUAUAAUGCCCCAGAGGUACACUUUCAUGGAAUUAUCUUUCUUGCCUGACAUAUCAUCCCUCAAAACACUGGCUCCAGCCCUAAAUGUCACCAUUUCUAAGAGCAAUUUUUCGCGCGUUUUGAUCAUUGAUGGUGUGGAGAUCACAGCACCGGAUAUUUUCGUGUCUAAGAUGUUCGUCAUCCAUGGAAUAUCUCGCCCUUUUCACUUGGAGGAGCUAUCCAUUUCAUUCAGAUAA